UUCAGCGCGACGCCAUUUUGCAGUGUAUGUGGUGUGCAAUAGAAUCGCCCAUAAGAAGGAAAUCCAUAAUAUCUCUCAAGAUCGCUUUUAUUGGGACGUUAUUCCUAAACCCCCAAAUUGACAGUUUUUAUUUCUAUUAAUCCCAACAGAUCUAGAAGUCUGUAUCAAUGAAUAGGACUAUCGGAAAGAUUGUUUAGCAAGGAAUGUGCUAAGAAACUGUGCAAGAAAAGAUCAUUUCUUUUUAGUUAUCUGUCAGCGGGCAGAUAGUCUUUUACACCAAUUGACUAUCAAAUGGAAAUCAACUUUAAACCUGGGGUCUGAUUUUUAUGAAAUUUGUCGUCAUGAUUUUUCAUUUCUUGACAUUUAUAUAACGACAAAAGCGGAUGGUUUGUUAAUUGUGAAAAAGCCAUUUAGGAGCCAUUUUGUAGCAAGACUAAACUGUCUUGCUACCUCGAGUUGGAACAACAACGAAACAUACGAUUAAAUUCAAGGAACAUAAUCUAGUAGAAAGAAUGAAUUAAGAUGAGUGCUGAUGAAUGUGAUGAACCAGAUACGGUGGCUCAUGCUGGUGAGGAAAAUGUUAUAGAAGCCGAGAAGGACAGUGAAAUAGAAGAUGAAGGUAAAGUCGAGAUGAGAGCUGUAUCAGAUGAUGGUAAUGAACAGUUAGAAGAUGGGGAAUUAGAGGAUGGAGAAAUAGAUGAUGAGCCUGCGGAAACAGGUACAGAUAUUCAAAAAGAAAGUGUUGAGAACUUGGAUGAAGUCCAACAGGAUGAUAAACCAAAAAGCUCUAAAAAAGACAAGAGAAAACGUAAAAGAUCAAAACGAGAUAAAAGCCAAGAAGGCGACGCUAGAAAGAGGUCAAAGAAGAAGAGAUAUGUUGAUCAUGAUCGUAUAAAUGAUGAAGAUGAUAUGACGUGGAUAGGUGAACAGGAACAUAGUAAUAGACGUCAGAAGAAAUAUACAGAUCAUGAUAAUAUGGGUAAUGGUGGUCAUUCACCUACUGGUGAUUUAUAUGAUAGUCCAUAUGAUAGUCCACCUGGUUUAUAUGACAGUCCUUCUGAUGGUGAAGGUGAUGACAGGGGUCCUAUAAGUAUGUUAGGAUUAGUACAAGAUGAUUUUAUGGAUGUCAGUAUUAGUGCACAGGAAAAACAAUCAGUGGAUAUGGAGAAGGGUAGCAAAAGGUUAUCAAGAAAAAAACAUAAAUCAAAACAAUCAGAAGGCAGAGGAUCAAAACAUUGUUCUAGAAAAACACCACUUGUUGAAUUACCGAGAUCAGAGAGACCUCAAUGUAAAUUUUUCAAAGAAGGGAAGUGUCAGAAGGGCUCAUCUUGUCCUUUUAACCAUGAUUUUCAACCUGAAAAAAGAAAUGAUGUGUGUAAAUUCUAUCUGACUUCAGCUUGUAAUAGAGAGAACUGUUUAUUUAUGCACAAUAUCCUUUUGAUAAUUGGGAGCCACGAUGGCUCAGUGAGUAGGGCGUUGGCUCGCUAAUCUGGAGGUCGCUUGUUCGAUCCGUGCAUUGGCUGAGAAAGUUCAUUGGAAUUUUCGGAUUGGUUUCCCCUUGUCGCUGGUGUAGGACGUUGGAUGGAACAAAAAAUCAAGAUCACGUGUACAAAUUGCUGUGCACGUAAAAGAACCACUGACAGUUAGAAUUCGAAUUAAGAGCAGGCCACUGUGCCGCUGUCUAGACAAAUUAAUAACAGUAGUCUUCAGCAAUACAGUAACACUCAUAUUUAAUGUGCACCUAUCUUAAAGCUGAUUAAUGUAAUGCAGGAUAUAUUAAUAUUUUUAAAAACCGAAUAGUGUAAAUUUUGUGUGAUAUGAAGUGUUAAAUGUAUCUUUCUGUAUAUAUUUAAACAGGGGGGUUGGAUGGCUGAAUGGUUAGCGUGUGCCCGCUGUAUCAUAAAGUCUGUCAUUGAGUCGACUGACGUGGUUUCGAAUCCCCGGUUGUAUGUGACAAGGAGUAGGGUCGCCUGUCCAACUUUGUGGGUUUUCCCCGGGUCCUCCGGUUUCCUCCCACUGCUAAAGACCCCUACGCGCAAGCGAAUUAUUGAAAUAAAAUUAAAACCAUAUGUUAGUCCCGAAAUGACCUAGUUUGUGUCGAGUGGACGUUAAACCCCAUUUCUCUCUCUCUUUAAACAUUUGUGGCUCAGUGACUUAAGACGUUACCACACUAAACUGGGAAUCCCAUGAUCGAUCCCAGUGUUGGCUGACUAAGUUUAUCAGGUUUUUCCAGUGUGAUGUCCCCUUUUUAUACGCUCACAUUGAAAUGUGGUCGUAUAUUGUCGUCCCCACCCCCUAUUGUUUUUCAGCGAUUUCUGAUAAUUACUGCCAGAGUUAUGGCCCUUGAUCAAUUUGAAAAAUCUUGUGGAGGCUCUAGAGGUUAAAGUUAAUGUCCGAUUGACUUUAAAUUUAUACACAGUGUUGAAAGUCAUGAGAUGAAGAGGCCUAUUGAUUUUGAGCAAUUUCCGAUGAUUACUGCCUGAGUUAUGGCCCUUGAUCACUUCAAAAUAUCUUGUGGACGCUCUAGAGGCCAAAGUUAAUAUCUGAUUGACUGUAAAUUGAUACCCAGUGUUUAAGGUCAUGAGACGAAGAAUCCUAUUGAUUUUCAGCAAUUUCCAAUAAUUACUGUCAGAGU
Messenger RNA from Patella vulgata (common limpet), 2635 nucleotides. RefSeq names its product zinc finger CCCH domain-containing protein 6-like. The record is from RefSeq and is a predicted model, not a curated record. Gene Ontology annotation, molecular function: metal ion binding; RNA binding. The coding region runs from base 523 to 1488 and encodes 321 amino acids. NCBI's taxonomy places the organism in Eukaryota, Metazoa, Mollusca, Gastropoda, Patellidae. Gene Ontology annotation, biological process: negative regulation of DNA-templated transcription. The transcript has 7 exons. Gene Ontology annotation, cellular component: nucleus.